Messenger RNA from Kickxella alabastrina, 1173 nucleotides. Its product is annotated as glutaryl-CoA dehydrogenase. Gene Ontology annotation, molecular function: fatty-acyl-CoA binding; glutaryl-CoA dehydrogenase activity; flavin adenine dinucleotide binding. Gene Ontology annotation, cellular component: mitochondrial inner membrane. The record is from RefSeq and is a predicted model, not a curated record. The transcript is spliced from 2 exons. Gene Ontology annotation, biological process: fatty-acyl-CoA biosynthetic process; fatty acid beta-oxidation using acyl-CoA dehydrogenase. Lineage: Eukaryota; Fungi; Kickxellomycota; Kickxellomycetes; Kickxellales; Kickxellaceae. The coding region runs from base 1 to 1173 and encodes 390 amino acids.
AUGUACCAUCUUCUACGUACCACUCUCCAGCGCACUAACUUUAUCAAGUACAACUGGGAGGACGCAUUCCUACUUGAUUCGCAGCUGACUGACGAGGAAAAGAUGGUCCGCGAAACUGCACAGUCAUACGCGCAAGAGCACCUGCUGCCUCGCGUCAUCCAGGCCACGCGCAAGGAGACGUUCGACACCGGGAUCAUGCGCGAAAUGGGCGCACGAGGUCUGUUGGGAUCGACUAUCGAGGGUUACGGAUGCGCUGGCGUGUCCCACGUGGCAUACGGCCUGGCUGCGCGCGAGAUCGAGCGCGUUGACAGCGGAUACCGGUCGGCAAUGAGCGUGCAGUCCUCCUUGGUGAUGCACCCGAUCAACGAGUUUGGAACGGCUGAGCAGAAGGAAAAGUAUCUGCCCCGCUUGGCCACUGGCGAGCUUAUCGGUGCCUUUGGUCUGACCGAGCCCAACCAUGGCAGUGACCCAGCGGGCAUGGAGACCACGGCUCGGCGCGAGGGCUCGGUGUACCGCCUGUCCGGCUCAAAGAUGUGGAUUACAAAUUCUCCUGUCGCCGAUGUUUUUAUCGUCUGGGCAAAGAAUGUCGAGGAAGGGGGCAAGAUCCGUGGCUUUAUCCUGGAGCGCAACAUGAAGGGGCUGAGCACCCCGGUCAUUGAGGGAAAGAUGGCGCUGCGCGCUUCGGUCACUGGAAUGAUCCAGAUGGACGAUGUCGAGGUACCUGUCGAGAACAUGCUUCCCGGUGUUUCGGGGCUCAAGGGGCCGUUCAGCUGCUUGAACAAGGCCCGCUAUGGCAUCUCCUGGGGUGUCCUUGGCGCCGCCGAGAACUGUCUCGAGGUCGCGCGCAACUAUGCACUUGACCGCAAACAGUUUGGUGUCCCUCUGGCACGCUUCCAAUUAGUUCAGGCCAAAUUGGCGUUGGCUCAUUCGGAGAUUGCGCUGGCAUUGCAAUCAUGCCUGCGUGUCGGCCGGCUUAUUGAUGAGGACCAGCUCGCGGUUGAAAUGAUCUCACUGAUUAAGCGCAACUCGUGCGUCAAGUCGCUCGAGAUUAGUCGUAACAUGCGUGAUAUCCUGGGUGGUAACGGAAUUGCCGACGAGUUCCAUAUUAUCAGGCACCUCAACAACCUCGAGGUGACAAACACCUACGAAGGACCGCCGACAUUCACCUGUUGA